GGAACUACAGACGUUGCUGUGCAGCGCAGCCGCAGUACGUGUUACGGGGUCGAAGGAGCGCAUCCUGAAUGAUUCCCGGACCCCUGCAGUUGAGUUGUCGACGGAAACGAACGGAGAAACACAAUCCCGCUCUUCACCUUCAAUAGAACUGGGAAUUUAAAAUGGGAGAGCGGGUGAAUAACUUUCCUCCCCUGCCUCAGUUCAUGAGAAUAAAGCCAUGCUUUUACCAGAACAUUGAAGAAGAAAUCCCUGCACCCCACCAACAGUUGGUGCGCAGAGUCUAUACACUUUGGAUGAUGUAUUCGGGCACACUGUGCAUAAAUGUCAUCUCAUGUAUUGCUUGGUGGGCUGGCGGAGGUAAUGCCAUUAAUUUUGGCUUCUCCCUACUGUGGCUCAUCCUCUUCAGCCCGUGCAGUUACACAUGCUGGUUCAGACCACUCUACAAAGCCUUCAGGGCUGACAGCUCGUUCAACUUUAUGGCCUUCUUCUUUAUCUUCUUUCUGCAGUGUGUCUUGGCCCUCAUCCAGACUAUAGGCAUCUCUGGCUGGGGAACAUGUGGCUGGAUUGCCACAGUGAUGUUUUUCAGCUAUAAUGUGGGCUCUGCUGUAGUGAUGCUUAUCACAACUCUGCUCUUCACUGUGGUGACUGCUUUAAUGGCACUGGUUCUCAUUAGGGUGCACAGAAUGUACCGUGGCGGUGGAGGUAGCAUGUCGCGAGCUCAGGAAGAGUGGAGCACUGGUUUGUGGAAGAGUGCUCCAGUGAGGGAAGCAGGGUUCAAUGCCGUAGCUCAGUCUGCCCAGGGCCCGAGCUUGCCUCAGUACCCUGCCGCAGUGCCGAGCUAUCCAGACAACAGCCACUGGUGAUAGCUGAGAGUCACCUCUAGAUGGAGACAGAUAGUCAGCCUUCUGUUUUUGUGGUGAAGAGUUCCAUAUCAUUUCAAAGUUCAAGGAAGAAAAGAAAGUAUAAAUGAAACCUUUUUUUUAAUGAGAGGAAAGGAUAUCUGUAAAAAAAAGUCUUAUCAAAUUGCUUUGCCAUACAUUCCCUACUCUUGCAGUAGAGGGUUUUCUUUGAGAUAUAUCGUUCUAUUUCAACUUUGUUUACAUAGAAUUUCUUAAAAUCAAACAGAACUACUGUUUUAUGCUUCAAAAGACAUUUGCUUAGGAAAAUGUUUAGUCUUACAGGUAUGCAAAUGGAAACUCUAAAAGUGAUGAACUGUUUGAAAUGAGCUGUAUAUGAAAGACGUGUGCCUUAUGGACCUUUAUGAAAGCAUUGUUUUAUGUAUUGCUCUGAUCUGCAUGCUUCAAACUGGUAUGCUUUUUUUGCAACUCCAAGGUUUUUACCCGCAUGGUGGAUUUAUUUUUCAGGUUGUAUGUAUUCUGGCAGGACUUCAGUUUAUUUUUGAUAUACUGUGCCUUUUAUCACAUGUACUUGCCUGCUUUGGCUGUGAUCUCCCAAAAUGCGCCUCAAUAUUGCAUGCAAGUUUUGCAUGUGAAAAGUCACUUGCUUGACUAUCACCUUUUAUAAGUGCCACUUUUUUAAACUGGACUUGAGCUUCAAAGAAGCAGCGUGUGACGACACAAAGGAUGUUAGUGCAUUAACCUCUGAAGUCACAGUGGUCUCUCACUGAGCACAGAUGUGCCAAAAAACUUGCCUCUUUCCAUUAUUAUGAUACUGGAAAAAAUCACAUCCAAAGUCGAUGUUGUUUUGUACUCUGUGUCAGUAUUUCUCAGUUUCAAUAAUUGAAAAGCUGCACUCUUUGCUUUUGGUGGUCAGCGCCCUGCUGUGAAAGCACCUUAUCAGCAGCUGUCAACGUUCCAGUCACUUUCACUUUCACCCAGAUAGACCAUUCUUUGUGUUUGGUAUCUAGGGAGUGCUUGCAUGCAGCACAUUGCAUGGAAGUAACCAAUACUAAAAUGACUACGAAUAGAUCAGUAGUAAUGUGAAUGCUAGCAUGUAAAUGUGGAGUGAUGUUCCAAGUAUGGCCAAAACAAACUGAUGUAUCAGUAAAGAGUCCGUUUAAAUUCACUGAAGGUGGAUUUCCGUGGAGGUGAUGUAACACGUCAGCUACAUUAUCAAGCCUUUAUAGAGAUCAGACAUUGACCGAGUGUAAAGAUGUCUGUCUGCUCCUGAGUUUCACCAUGUUUGUUUUCUUUACUUUUUUUUUUACAAAAGCAAACUGCCAUGAUUGUUAUUUUGAUCUGUUAUCUGGUAAAUGACAACAUGAAAUGAAUAUAUAUAACCUUGAAAUACUGCAAAAUUUCAUUAAAUAUUCUUAUUCUCACUAUA
Notolabrus celidotus (New Zealand spotty) is the source of this 2286-nucleotide messenger RNA. It is a transcript of the gene scamp4, whose product is annotated as secretory carrier membrane protein 4. The transcript has 7 exons. Gene Ontology annotation, cellular component: recycling endosome membrane; trans-Golgi network membrane. The record is from RefSeq and is a predicted model, not a curated record. Gene Ontology annotation, biological process: protein transport. The coding region runs from base 162 to 863 and encodes 233 amino acids. NCBI's taxonomy places the organism in Eukaryota, Metazoa, Chordata, Actinopteri, Labriformes, Labridae.